Messenger RNA from Kwoniella botswanensis, 2091 nucleotides. RefSeq lists its product as uncharacterized. Gene Ontology annotation, molecular function: calcium ion binding; NADH dehydrogenase activity. The record is from RefSeq and is a predicted model, not a curated record. The coding region runs from base 1 to 2091 and encodes 696 amino acids. The transcript is spliced from 12 exons. NCBI's taxonomy places the organism in Eukaryota, Fungi, Basidiomycota, Tremellomycetes, Tremellales, Cryptococcaceae.
AUGAUGCGAAGCAAGAUACCACUCCGACCUAUAGGUCUCACCUCACUACCCCAUCGGCCGAUCACCAUCAAACCUUCUUUCUCUAUCCGAGAUCAGCUCAUCUCAGCUAGAUCAUCAAGUACGAAAACAACCACUACCCAAGCCUCUACCAUCUCGUCCAAGACAUUCUUCAACCCUCAUUAUCGACCUAUCGUCCCUUCCCUUCGAACACCCACAUCAUCCAUCCGAAACUUUUCUAUUCCACCUAAAUCAUUCAAUGCCAAAUACCCUAUAACAUCCAUAUUCAUCCGACUUGGUCUAUCCUCAGUACUGGGUAUAGUGGUACUUACCUCUGUUAUCCUAUUCCACGAUGCCUUCACAUACAGUGAGAGACACGUCGAUAGAGUGCCUUGUAAUCCCCUAUCGCUCAAACCUAGAUUAGGAGGUAAGAAGAACUUGCCUAUCCUCGAAGUCAAUUUGGAUGACGAGGAGGAUGAUGCGAAGAGGACGAUGAAGGGGAAACCUAGAUUGGUGGUUAUAGGUGGUGGAUGGGGGGCCGUGGCACUCCUCCAAUCACUCCCACCACACGCAUACAACGUAACCCUCAUCUCACCUCAAACAUAUUUCGCUUUUACCCCUCUUCUCCCCUCCGCAUGUGUCGGUACGGUCGAGCCCCGAUCACUCGUCGAACCGCUGCGAAAGCUGAUAGCGAGAGUCAGAGGUCAUUAUCUCAUGGGUUCGGCGAUGGAUAUAGAUAUGGCGGAGAGGCUGUUGGAGGUCGAAGUACCCAAGGAUGGCGGGGAGGGGACAAUGAGAUGUUAUGUGCCUUACGACAAACUCGUCAUCGCCGUGGGAUCCACCACGAACAAUCACGGUGUCAAAGGUCUAGAGCACUGUUAUCAGCUCAAGACUGUUCCCGAUGCUCAGGCGAUCAGACGAAAGGUCAUGACCAAUCUCGAAUUGGCAUCAUUGCCCACGACCACACCAGAAGAGCGAAAACGACUUCUCUCAUUCGUUGUCUGUGGUGGUGGACCUACCGGUGUCGAAUUCGCUGCUGAAUUGGCAGACAUGAUGGCUGAAGACGUAUUGAAAUAUUUCCCCAAAUUGCUUGCAAACGAAGUCAAAGUGACAGUCGUACAAUCCAGAGACCAUAUAUUGAAUACCUAUUCCGAGAAGAUCUCUCAAUAUGCUGAGAAGAGAUUCGCUAGAAAUGACGUGGAUGUGGUUAUCAACGCUCGUGUACAAGAAGUCUUCCCUGACAAGGUGAUCUUGAGUAUUAAAGAUCCCAAAGAUAAGGAAGCCAAACCUCAAAGUAAAGAGAUCGAAGCUGGCUUCGUGCUUUGGAGUACUGGUAUCGCCAUGCAACCGUUCACGAAGCGAUUGGUCGAAUUGCUUCCUAAUCAAUAUCACUCCAAAGCCGUUGAAGUGGACAAUUACCUGAGAGUACAAGGUGCACCACAAGGAACUGUUUAUGCACUUGGAGAUGCGGCUACUGUGCACACCAAUUUGAUCAAUGAUCUUUACGAGCUUUGGGACAGAUUCGAUGCUAACAAGGAUGGUACUCUUGACUAUGAUGAAUGGCAAGCUAUGGUGACUCAUAUCAAGAAGCAUUACCCUCUCGCUACGAAGUACUUUGGCAAGAUGCGAGACGUAUUUGAUGAAUUCGACAAAGAUAAAGAUGAGAGAUUAUCCCUUAACGAAGUGGCAGCUAUGUUCUUGGGUAUGAGUAAGAAAGUAACGAGUUAUCCAGCUACCGCUCAAGUAGCUUCUCAACAAGGUAAAUACCUAGGAGGGAUGUUCAGUAAAUUAGCCAAACAGCAUAAAACCCUCGAAGCGAAUGGUAUCGAAGAUCUCAACGAUGAAGUUUAUUAUCAUCCGUUUGAGUAUUUCCAUUUAGGUAGUUUGGCUUAUAUUGGUAAUUCCGCUGUAUUUGAUUACGAGGGAUUCUCACUUGCCGGUGGAUUAUUGGCUAUGUACGCAUGGAGAUCUAUCUACUGGUCUGAACAGACUUCAAUGAGAACAAGAAUGUUAUUGAUGCUUGAUUGGGUUAAGAGAGGUAUCUUUGGUAGAGAUCUAUCAAAAGUGAGUGUCAUCAGAUCUACUUCCUUUUAG